UUACAGUUUGUUAGUAUUUGCACCUUUUAGUAUUGUUACGGAUAUUUGAUUAUUGUGACUCAUUUAUUUGUUAUUUGACGUUUGUACUGAAUGGAUAUAUAUUCAUAUUCAAUUAUCCUGAUUUCUGUGUUUUUGUGCCAAGAAAUACAAACCCAACAGUGUGUAAAGAAAAAAUGCGAGAGCAAAAAUGGUGGAUACAAGUCCUGUAAAGUUAAUGCAGUACCAGAUGACAACUUCAUUACUUCUGUGACUGUCAAGGAGGAGAAAGACUCUGAUGAAAGUGAUGAAGUUUUUUGCGUAUUUAAUGUAACCUAUGGCUACACUUCCAACACAAUAUGGGUAAAUCAAGGAUGCAGGGCUGACUUUAUAGCUUGCUACAGUGGAGUAAAAAUUUCUUCUACAUCCGUACCUUCCACAACAGAAAAGAAAAAUAAUUCAACUGCAUUUUCAAGUUACAUGAAUGCAACAGCAAGAUCAGGUAUAUCAACAAAACAUAUCAACCAAUCCACAUCUAGUCAAAUGAAGAUGAACAGCAACAAAAGCAUAGCAGGAUUGGUUGCAGGCAUUAUAACAGGUGUUGGUUUCAUUGCUUUGAUAAUUUUAAUCUUCAUUUUUAAACGUUUUUCUUUGUCCUGUUUUGCAAGGAAUGUCCCUUAUGAAAAUAAAAAUGGUGCACAAGGUUACACAGGGAAUCAAAAUGCUACUUACAUCCACUCAAACGCUUCUGAUAUUCAAGAAAAUAAUAAAAACUAUACCACACUUGGAAAUGAAACAGAUAGUCAUUACUACAGAGAAUUUAAAAAUUCCCCGCAAAGUGAAAGUGAAUACAAUAAUAUCGAACCACAUUCUUAUAUGACCGUGUAUGACUCCUUUGACCAGAAUAAACAAUCGGCAUUGACUAAUGCCACAUAUGAGGAAGUCCGACAAACAGAGAAAGGUUUUACGGAAAUUCUUGGAAAAACUGGAGCCAAACAUUAUGAUUAUGCGGAAUUUGCAACAAACAUCACAAAUUCACAAUAUGAUACUCACUCAAAGAAAUCGAGUGAGCCACACGAAUACUUUAUCCUUGACCCAAACGAAACUACGUACGAAAAUCAUAAAUGUCACAGUUCUGGAAAAGAAUCAAAUUCUAGUCAGACGAAGGACUAUUUUGUACUUGAUCCAAAAGAAACAGGCUUUGACAGAAGCUCAAUUAAAAACUUGGAUACUUCUUGAGAGUACAUGCUUCAAAAGACAACCGAUAGUAUAGGUCCAUAAUUUUUGCGGAGUAGUAUCAGCAAGUGAAGUUACGUGUAGCCAUGCACAAGGUUGAUUUAAUUUUUUUAUGUUAAUUAAAAGUUCUGUUCACUGACCUUAUUUUUUUAAUUGAAUUACAUGUGUUCAUCUAUUUACUCUCAAGGAUUCAAUACACUAUUAAUUGAAUUUAAAGUCAGAUAGAAAAAGUCAAACGAUUCCUUGUUUGCUUUCUGAAUUGCUAUAUGAAACAUUUUACUGUAAUAUUCCCGUAUAACUGACCACUUGUCACAUGUCAACCGAUUUGAUAAAAUCGUGAAUUUUUUUUUUUAUAACUCCAUUACAUAGAAGUUUCAUACGAAUCCGUAAUUUUAAUUGGUCGGAGCUUUCCAAACGUCAUAUUUUAUUUCCCAAUAAAAUUCAACAUCUA
Molecule: messenger RNA, 1663 nt
Organism: Mytilus californianus (California mussel)
Lineage: Eukaryota; Metazoa; Mollusca; Bivalvia; Mytilida; Mytilidae
Exons: 6
Coding region: 91-1215 (374 amino acids)
Source: RefSeq, a predicted model, not a curated record